Penicillium samsonianum is the source of this 360-nucleotide messenger RNA. RefSeq lists its product as uncharacterized. Gene Ontology annotation, molecular function: transferase activity, transferring alkyl or aryl (other than methyl) groups. The transcript has a single exon. The record is from RefSeq and is a predicted model, not a curated record. Lineage: Eukaryota; Fungi; Ascomycota; Eurotiomycetes; Eurotiales; Aspergillaceae. Bases 1 to 360 code for a protein of 119 amino acids. Gene Ontology annotation, biological process: alkaloid metabolic process.
AUGAACGUCUCGCUGGAAGCGAUGGAGAACCUGUGGACAAUGGGCGGCCGACGAAGUGGUGCGCCAACGCUCGCUGGAUUGAAGAUGAUUCGUGAACUAUGGGACCUGAUCAACCUCCCCAAAGGUAUGAUCUCGUACCCGGAGUCCUAUCUCAAGCUUGGCGAGGUUCCAAAUGAGCAGCUUCCUCUGAUUGCCAAUUAUACCCUUCACCACGAUGACCCGAUGCCGGAACCGCAGGUCUAUUUUACGACUUUCGGCAUGAACGAUGGCCGGGUGGCGGAUGGACUAGCCACAUUUUUCAAGCGUCACGGCUAUGACCAUAUGUUGCAGACAUACAAGGAUAGCCUGCGUGCAUACUAG